AUGGAACCUGGCACAGGCAGUGGCAGCAGGAAUGUCACCAGCACUGGCACGGAGCCUGGCAGCAGGACAGGCAUCGGGACUGUCACCAAGCCUGGCACAAGCACCAGUGCUGAGACUGGUGCUGGCAGCGGCACUGACCCUGGGACUGGCACCGGCCAUCACUGGUGUGCCAGCACUGGCAACUGGACCCUGGACCCGUCAGGGGACUGGUACUACUGGUGGCUCAGCCUGAUGGCACUGCCCAUCCUCUACAACUGGAUCAUCCUCAUCUGCAGGGCCUGCUUCUCCGAGGUGCAGGUGGCACAUGCAGGGCUGUGGCGCUGCCUCGAUGGCAUCAGCGACACCUUGUACCUGCUGGACAUUGGCAUCCACCUCCACACCGCGUUCCUGGAGGCAGGGCUGCUGGUGCGUGCCCGCGGGCGCAUCGGGCACCGCUACCUCCGCUCCUCCUCCCUGCCCUGGGACCUGGCCUCUCUGCUGCCCACCGGCCUGCUGCACUCCUCGCCGCUGGCCCGUGCCAACCGCUGCCUGCGGGCACCUCGCCUCUGGGAAGCCUUUGAGCGCUGGGAGACCCGCACCGGGCACCCUCAUGCCUUCCGGGUGGGCAAGCUCCUGCUUUACCUCCUGGUGGCCAUCCAUUGGCACUCCUGCCUCUACUACGCCCUCUCUGCCCAUCUGGGGCUUGGCACCGACCCUUGGGUGUGCCCCAACGCCAGCCGCCCGCUGCGCCGCUACCUCCACAGCUUCUACAUCUCCACCCUGGUCCUUGCCACCGUCGGGGACACGCCGGUGCCAGGGCGCCAGGAGGAGCUGCUCUUCUUCACCCUCGGCUUCCUCUUGGCAGUCCUGGGCUUUGCCACCGUCACUGGCAGCAUCAGCUCCGUCAUCACCAACCUGCUGGCAGCCGAUGCCAUCUUCUACCCGGACCCAGCGCCGGCCAAGCGUUACCUGCGGGCACAAGGGGCGGGCAAAGGCUUGGCGAGGAAGGUGGCAGCCUGGCACCAGCACCUGCGGGCGGAGCGCAAGCUGCCGUCCGAGCUCCAGGUGCUGAAGUUCCUGCCCCGCAGCCUGAUGGCAGAGGUGGUGGCAGAGGUCCACCUGCCCGCCUUGGCACGGGUGGGCAUCUUCCAAGGUUGGCAGGAGGGGGUGCUGAGGCAGCUGGUGCUGAGGCUGCGCCCGCAGGUGUUUGGGCCAGGGGAGUUCGUUUGCCGCCGAGGGGACGUGGGCAGGGAGAUGUUCUUCAUCAGGGAGGGGCGCCUGGCAGUGGUGGCAGAGGAUGGCAUCACCCAGCUGGCAGUGCUGGGGCAGGGCCUCUACUUCGGGGAGAUCAGCCUCAUCCACAUCAAAGGGAACACCUCCGGGAACCGGCGCACGGCCAACAUCCUGAGCCUGGGCUACUCAGACCUCUUCUGCCUCUCCAAGGAGGACCUGACCGAGGUCCUGACCGAGUUCCCCAGCGCCAGGGCCGCGCUGGAGGCUAAGGGCAGGCAGCUGCUGCUGGCCAUGGGCAAGUUGGACCUUCAGGCAGAAGCCAGAGAGGUGGCAGCCCAGGAGGAGGCCGAGAGGUGGCUGCGGGAGCUGGAGGUGGCCCUGGAGGGGCUGCAGGUGCGAGCGGCCAGGUUGGUGGCACAGCUGGAGGCCAACGGCCUCAGGAUGGCACUCAGGGUGCAGCGCCUCGAGGCGGGCGGCAGGCGGCGGUGGCUGGCUCCUCCUCGGGGCUCCCUCCGCCUCCCGGUGCCGCCUCCGCCGGGAGCCGCCUCCCGUUCACUCUCCCGGUGGCUCCGGAGCCGAAAGGAGCAUCCCGGGGGCUUCCCGGGGCUCCUCCCGGUGCCACCGGAGAGGGUGGGGGCGGGAGGGGGGGCGGGGUAUGUGAGGUGCCGGUAG
This is a messenger RNA of Pogoniulus pusillus (Red-fronted tinkerbird), 1884 nucleotides long. Its product is annotated as cyclic nucleotide-gated cation channel alpha-4-like. The record is from RefSeq and is a predicted model, not a curated record. Gene Ontology annotation, molecular function: intracellularly cAMP-activated cation channel activity; intracellularly cGMP-activated cation channel activity; protein-containing complex binding. Gene Ontology annotation, biological process: monoatomic cation transmembrane transport. The transcript has 6 exons. Gene Ontology annotation, cellular component: intracellular cyclic nucleotide activated cation channel complex; plasma membrane. Lineage: Eukaryota; Metazoa; Chordata; Aves; Piciformes; Lybiidae. The coding region runs from base 1 to 1884 and encodes 627 amino acids.